AUGCUCUACAACACCGACAUCACCUCCCUAAUCCGCGACACCGAAGCCCAUGAACGCGCCCUCUUCUCCGUACCCCCACCCCCACCACCGAUAACAACAUCAUCAUCCUCCGCACAAAACCAAGAAGCGAAACCCACUACCUCCCGCCGCCAAACCGUCUUCAACGUCGCUUCGGGCGAAGUCACCACCGGUCCCCCGCCAGGAACCUCUCGCGCAGCAGGCGGCGGCGGUAUAGGCGGGCCCCGCCGGCACACCGCCGUCUCCGCCGUCCUGGGAGGCGACCUCCACGCCCAGCUGCGGCGCGGCGAGCGCCAGGCUGCGAGUAAAGGAGGCGAUGUCGACGUCGAGGUUCUCUUGCAGGGCGCAACGAAGCUGUGCGGCGUGUAUGCUCUCCCCGGCGCCCUCGAGCGCAUCCCGCAGCUGAGGUCGCGGUACGCGCACCAGACGAACACAUUGGCGUACUACGAGGCCAAGGUUGCCGAGAACCAGGCCGCGGUGGAGAGGAUGAAUAAGGAUCACUGGAUGGGGGAGGGCGACGACGAGGAUUUUGAUGACGAGGGGGAUGAGGAGGAAGAGGCGGGCGAGGAUGUCAUGACAGAAGAGGAUCUUCGGGCCGAGGAGGAGUUUGUGAGGGAGCUUGAUAAGAAGAAGCGGGAAUUGCAGCAGCGUUUACGGGCGAUGGAAAAGGAUUUGGGAGCAUUGUUAAACAUGUGA
Colletotrichum fioriniae is the source of this 714-nucleotide messenger RNA. RefSeq lists its product as uncharacterized. Gene Ontology annotation, cellular component: spindle microtubule; DASH complex. Gene Ontology annotation, biological process: attachment of spindle microtubules to kinetochore. NCBI's taxonomy places the organism in Eukaryota, Fungi, Ascomycota, Sordariomycetes, Glomerellales, Glomerellaceae. The record is from RefSeq and is a predicted model, not a curated record.